Messenger RNA from Trichoderma harzianum CBS 226.95, 918 nucleotides. RefSeq lists its product as hypothetical. Gene Ontology annotation, cellular component: nucleus; cytoplasm. Bases 1 to 918 code for a protein of 305 amino acids. Lineage: Eukaryota; Fungi; Ascomycota; Sordariomycetes; Hypocreales; Hypocreaceae. The record is from RefSeq and is a predicted model, not a curated record. Gene Ontology annotation, molecular function: RNA binding. The transcript is spliced from 6 exons.
AUGUCACAGGUCGCCUCCCAGAACCGGUUCGCCUACCUUGGCAACGACUCCGAUGGCGAGGAGAAGCCCGUCGUCCCUGUCAAGACCGUCGACAAGGCCACAACCCGCACUACUAAGCGCAAUGUCGAGCCUCAGGCCCCCCAGGCCCCUGUGAGGACUGGCGGCAACCGCCGUGGUGGCCCCGGCGGAAGCGAGGGCGCUUUCCGUGACCGCGCCGCCGGUCGGGAACGCAACCAGGGCCGUUCCACCGAGGAGACCCCUAGAGAUGGUCCUCGUGGUGGUCAGGGUGCUCGCGUCCGUGGAGGACGUGGCGGACGAUUCCCCCGUGACCGUGACGACAGACAUCCUCACAAGUCCGGUACCACCACUGGCUCCGAUAAGCAAGCAGCUCAGUCUUGGGGUGCCACCGAAGGCAAUGCCGAGCUUAAGGACGAGCAGGCCGGUGAGGCCAUCGCCGAGUCUGAGAAGAAGGAUGAGCAGCCCGAGGAGGCCGCUGAGCCCGAGGAGCCUGAGGACAAGAGCAUCUCCUACACCGACUACCUCGCCCAGCAGGCCGAGAAGAAGGCCGCCCUUGAGUCUGAGCUUAACAUCCGCACCGCCAACGAGGGUAGCAAGCUCGACAAGAAGUGGGCCAACGCUAAGCCCCUCGAGAAGGAGGAGGAUGACUUUAUUGCCGCCUCCGGUGGCAAGAAGCAGCGCGAGCGUGAGCGCAAGGUGAAGCAGACUGUCGACUUCGACCCCCGCUUCGUCGAGCCCGAGCGAACCCGUGGCGGCGGCCGUGGUGGCCGUGGUGGUCCUCGUGGAGGCCGUGGCGGCGAGCGUGGCCGUGGCGGAAACUUCCGUGGUGGACGUGGUGGCCAGGGCGCUUCUAUCAACACCAGCGACCAGUCUGCCUUCCCCAGCCUCGGCGGCAACUAA